This is a messenger RNA of Annulohypoxylon truncatum, 4157 nucleotides long. RefSeq names its product CAP-Gly domain-containing protein. Lineage: Eukaryota; Fungi; Ascomycota; Sordariomycetes; Xylariales; Hypoxylaceae. Gene Ontology annotation, cellular component: microtubule associated complex; spindle pole body; spindle. The record is from RefSeq and is a predicted model, not a curated record. Gene Ontology annotation, biological process: establishment of mitotic spindle orientation; nuclear migration involved in conjugation with cellular fusion. The coding region runs from base 124 to 4149 and encodes 1341 amino acids. The transcript has 2 exons.
CUUAAACUUAGACAAAGAGCUAGCUACCACCGUCAUCCGUCACCGUCGUCCACCAUUUAACUUCACGGUUAACACCCAACACUCUGAACCGGAAUGUACUAACCUACAGGUUAACUGCCCAAUAUGUCGGAAAUCGCAGUUGGGCAGUCAAUUCGCCUUAGCGAUGGCCGCAAUGCCACCGUUCGCUAUGUCGGACAGACGCAUUUUGCUGCGGGUGAUUGGGUUGGUGUCGAGCUCGAAGAUGACAGCGGGAAGAACGAUGGAGCAGUCCAAGGCGAACGAUACUUCGACUGUUCACCGGGAAGAGGAAUGUUUGUUCGCCCUGUGACAGUCACGGUGUUACAAGCUGCACCACCACCGCCGAAGUCAACAGCCCCUAUUCGAAGGAGUUCUCGUACGAGUACAGCUCCAGGACGAUCAGGUUCUGUGACCGACCCUAGUAUGCCAAAGCGGAUGAGCCUCAAUGCUCCUAGCCCUAGCCCAGUAUCUAGAACUCGACCUUCUAGUAUUGGAAGACAGUCUCCUACUAAAUCUCCUACGAAGCAACUUGGAACCGCUGCAUCUAGCCUCGCGAACUCAAGAACCGGCACACCAUCGAAUGCUCGCGUUUCUUCCAUUGGUCCAAAACCGCGCCCUUCACUCGGUGGAGGCCGAGCGUCCAUGGGCCCACCUCCGCUACCUUCAUCUGGAUCCAGGAGACAACCCUCAACAUCUUCCGCUUCGGGGAGAGUUGUAAGUGGCGCUACGAGGCCUGCUGGUGGUCGAGUUUCUACCGUAGCUGGUCGCGGCGCUGCCCGUCCUACUUCCGGAAGGGUAAGAUCAGGGGAUUCGUUAUCCGGCGGUGAAAGUGGAAAUAGAUCUGGCUUAGGUUCUCCUCUUAAGAGUGACGGCGAGCAGAGUAGUCCUGUUCAAUCUAGGACGAGGGCUCUGGAAAGGCUCACAUCCGCAGGUCGAUCAGCGACGUCUUCGAAAUCGGCAAUGAGUAGCGCGGCUCCCUCAAAAACGCCCGGGAGCGCGGGUCCCAGUGGUCGCCCAGGUGCUUCUAACGCAGUUACUAGAGAGAACGAGGACCUUAAAGCAAAGCUGAAAGUCCUUGAGCGUAAGCGACUGGAAGAUCGAGAGAAGAUGAAAGAGAUGGAAAGGCUUCAAGAACAACGCGACAAGUUCGAAACGAUUAAUAAAAAGAUUGAGGGCAAAUAUCAAACGACGGCGCAGGAAAACGUCGCUUUGCGCAAGCAGCUCAAGGAAGCCGAAGAACGGCUAGAACAGAUCGAAACCCUGCAGGCUGAGCAUGACUCCGUUAUGGAACUAGCAACGUUGGAUAGAGAAAUGGCUGAAGAAACCGCCGAAGUCUACAAGGCAGAACUCGAGGCAUUGAAGCAGAAAGCAGAAGAGCUAGAGCUUGAGGUCGAAAUUCUGCGCGAGGAGAAUACCGAAUACUCUCAGGGCAUGUCUCCCGAAGAACGAGCGAGCGCAGGAUGGUUACAAAUGGAACGUCAUAAUGAGCGACUACGUGAAGCUCUUAUCAGGCUACGGGAUAUCACACAGCAGCAGGAAGAAGAUUCUAAGGCGCAAAUCAAGUCGCUGGAGAAGGACCUCGCAGAUUUUGAGGCUAUUAAGGAGCAGUACCAGAUCGCCAAAGAGAAACUUCUGGAAUCCGAGACGCGCGCUGAAGACCUCCGACAACAGCUCGACGAUAAUUUGGGCGCAGAGACUAUGAUCGAGCAACUGAGUUACGAGAAAUUACAACAAUCCGAACACAUCAACGAAUUGAAGGCCGUGAUUGAUGACCUCGAAGCGCUCAAGGAAAUUAACGAUGAACUUGAAGUCAAUCACGUCCAGAAUGAGAAAGAAAUGCAGGAGGAGAUCGAUCUCAAGGAUAGCGUCAUUGCGGAACAAGCUCGAAGAACUGCCGAGAGGGACGAUACUAUUUCAGAUUUGGAGUACACACUAUCUCGAUUCAGGGAGCUUGUCACAAAUCUUCAGACCGACCUGGAAGACAUGCGCGCCUCUCAUGCUGUCAACGAAGCUGAGUCUGAACAACUCAACAGCAAGUCAAGAGCGAUGAUGGACUUAAACCAGAAGCUCCAGAUUUCAGCUGCGAAGACACAAGUCAAGACUAUCGAUCUAGAGCUGCAGCGCAUGGAUGCCCAAGAAGCGCAACAGCACCUCCAGAUCGUCAAAUUGUUCUUGCCUGAGAGCUACAAUGCUGACAAAGACUCCGUCCUGGCAUUGCUACGGUUUAGCCGAUUGGCUUUCAAGGCGAACUUGCUCCAUGGAUUUGUUAAGGAACGUAUUAAUGGACAAGCGCACCCUGGCCACGAAGACGAUGUGUUCGCUGGCUGCGACGCAUUGGACAAACUCAGUUGGGUAUCGUCCAUGUGCGAUCGUUUCGUCAAUGCUAUCAGCCACUGCUCGCUAGAAGAAUUUGCCAAGUACGAAGGUGCUUUGUAUGAACUGGAGCCGGUCGAGAGAGCUCUGAAUGGCUGGAUCGAUGGGUUACGCCGCGAUGAGCUGAAGGAGAAGCAAUGUGCUAGCGAAUUGCAACGCACUAUCGCUCUCAUGACACAUCUAGGCGAGGUGCACAUCUCAGAGGGACUUGAGAGCUUCGCCGAUGAAAUGCAGAUGAAGACUAUCUUGAUGCAAAGCCACUUAGAAUCUGCCGCCACUGCAUUUAAUGUCGUGAAGGAUAUGGUACAAAGGGUCGUACCACCAAACGGCGACGAAGACGAGCUUGCACAACAUUUCGCUAAGAAGUCCGAGACUGUCAUUAGCCAAACCCGUAGCGCUAAGGUCAUCAUAAGCAAAGCGGUACGAUCUCUGGAGGAUCUCCGAGCGAGAUCCUUAGCUCUUACUCCCGAUACUGCUGAGGCAUUCGAGCAGUGCGAAACCUCAAGUCAAGAGCUCGCGGAGAUGUCUCGUAAGAUUGGCGUCGACCUUCAUGCGCUGCUUAGUGAGGAAGGUCGUCCGGAACCCUUUACAUAUCCUGAAGUGCAGAGUACGGUCCACCGUACAGUAAUGACUGCCUUCUCAUCAGCCGAGUCGGACCUCUUCUCUACUUACCUCUCUAAACUCCGUGUUCUUACCGGUCAGAUCACCGACCUCGCAGCCGUCUGCACCGACCUAUCGCAGACACAAGAGUUCGAACGUAGCCCGGCACCAUGGAUUCUUCGCGCACAAGAACUCAAGGCUCUUAAGACAAUCCCGAUCGAUGCUGAAGAAGAGCUGCGACAACUCAAGGAACAUUAUAACGAGGCUCGUCGCACUAUUGCCUUGCGUGACGAGAACCUCAGCACAGCAACUCUUCGUAUUGAAACACUCGAAGCGCGCAUGCGUGAUGCGAAUACCAAGGCGUCCCGCAUUGCAGAUCUCGAAGCACAGAUCGUAGAUGCGCAAGAGAGAGUAGCAAGUCUCAAGAAAGACAUUGAGCAGCAGGAUCGUGAGGCCAAGACACUCGAGGCCGAUCGCGACAAGUGGAAGAAGAUCGCCGGUGACAGCAGGGCAUUCGGCGACGAGGCUGGCGACAAUGCCGCCGGGGCCAAGGCUGGCCAAGAGCGUGCUGUGGCCACAGCCCGCGAGAUGGAUGCCCUCAAGGCCGAAAUCGCCAGUCUCCAGGAGGCAGUCCGAUACCUGCGCGAAGACAACCGACGUGCGCGCACCACGGAGCAGGCUAGGCACGACUGGCUCGCUGAGCCUCUGGUCAAACCGAGACCUGUUGCGGAACAACGCAAACAACUUGUGGCAGCUGAGAGUAGAGACGCGCUGAGCGAGCUGCUCAAGAUGGCAACAUCUGCCAAGGUCUUCGAUCUAGGAUCUUUGCCUAAGGACAAGCAGGCGUGGCGUCCGGCGAAGUCUACGCCGCAAUACCACUCAGCGAAGUUGCACGAAGAUUACGAGGCAUGGAAGAACUGGGAGGCUUCUAUCGUACAAAAGUCUAAGGUGGUACUCGGCGCCGAACCCGGUCGGAAGAGGCAGCAAGAAUCCGACCAAAAAGCUAGGAGCAUGCGUAGGGCCGCGGCCAAACUCCAGAUCAGACUUCCCGACGCUGACGGUAAGGUGAUACCUGGUGGUGGCGGCGGCAAGGAGGUGCAGGUUCUCGGGUCGAGGGAGUGGCGGAAUCUGCAGGGGAAGCUUUCUCCGGCUAUAUAGCCCCGGUU